Messenger RNA from Mercurialis annua (annual mercury), 973 nucleotides. Its product is annotated as inorganic pyrophosphatase 2-like. The record is from RefSeq and is a predicted model, not a curated record. Gene Ontology annotation, molecular function: phosphatase activity. The transcript has a single exon. NCBI's taxonomy places the organism in Eukaryota, Viridiplantae, Streptophyta, Magnoliopsida, Malpighiales, Euphorbiaceae. Bases 29 to 880 code for a protein of 283 amino acids.
CUCCUAAUGCUACAUGGAACCCAUAUAAAUGUCGGGUUCUAUGACUGCUGCACUAAUGAAAGUCAAUUUCUCUUCGAAUAUGGCUGAAAUUUUGGUGAUUCUAGAUUUCGACAAGACAAUAAUCGAUGUUGAUAGCGAUUAUUGGGUCGUUGAAGAAUUCGGUCUUAUAGAUUUGUUCAAUCAAUUACUCCCCACAAUGCCAUUGAACUCCGUAAUGACAAGAAUUACGAAAGAACUUCACUCGCGAGGGAUAACAAUUCAUCAGAUUGUCGAAGUGCUAAACCGUAUUCCUAUCCAUCCAUGUAUCGUUCAUGCUCUUAAAUCCGCGCAUGCUUCUGGUUGCGAGUUGAGGAUCAUUAGCAACUCAAACACAUUCUUUAUCGAUACAAUAUUGAAACAUGUCGGUUUGAGGGAUUGUUUCUAUGCGAUUAACACAAACCCUGGAUUUGUUGAUGAACAAGGGAGAUUAAAUAUCCUCCCAUUCCAUGACCAUGGUUGCUGCGCUCUCUGCCCUGCGAAUAUGUGUAAGGGCCGUAUUGUUGAAAGAAUCCAAGCUUCGGAAGACAAUAACAAGAAGAGAAUCGUAUAUCUCGGGGAUGGAGAUGGUGAUUAUUGCCCUAGCUUGAAGCUUACUAGGGAUGAUUUUCUGAUGCCUAGGAAGAAAUUUCCUGUGUGGGAAUUAAUCUGUCGGAAUUCUGUGAAGAUCAAUGCAGAAAUUCAUGAAUGGAUCGACGGCGAGGAGUUUGAACGUGUUCUGCUUGAGAUUAUUGGUGCAGUUUCAGUGCAAGGGUCUCAGUUUUUGUCAUCAGAUGAUUGCAGGUUGCUGACUUCGACAGUCGCUGCCCAUGAACCCUUACCUAAUUCUCUUUCUGUUACUUGAUAAUUUGAUAUAUAUUUCAGGCUAAAUCUAUCUUUCGAUCCCUAUACUUUCAAAAAUUUAUUAAUUUGGUCCUUUUUUGAAACUGUCUUUGUU